Lathyrus sativus (Indian pea) is the source of this 735-nucleotide messenger RNA. Lineage: Eukaryota; Viridiplantae; Streptophyta; Magnoliopsida; Fabales; Fabaceae. The record is from the annotation of a GenBank genome assembly.
AUGCUCUCUCUCGCCAAACGCCUUCACUCACUCAGACUCACACCAUUCCUUUCUCGCGGCUCCCACCAACUCCGCACUCCUCGACCCGACGCUGCCUCCCACUCCAGGCGGCGCCACAAGUCUCCGCCUCUUCCGCUGAAAAAAGCGGAGGAGAGGUCAGAAUGGUGGAUCGUCGACGGAGAAAUGCACGAAAUAGGAGAUAACGUGCCACCACGUGAGCGGUUUGUGAUUCCUCGAGAGAAUAUUCCCAAUAAGCGCCGCAAGCAGUUGAGAGAACAGUUCAUGCGCAGGACUCGCCUCGUUCUUAAGGAAUCUGAACACGAUCCUUGGUGCAAAAGAUAUAUGGAAUUAUAUAAUGAACUUCGAGAAAAUUGGGAGAGACUUUAUUGGGACGAGGGUUAUUCUAAUAAGCUUGCUCGGGAUCAUGCGAAUUAUGAGUCUGCUGAAGAUGAUGAUGAAGAUUUCUCUCCUUAUAGGAAUAGAAGACCCCAGAUGGAGUAUAACAAGGACCAGAAUUUUGGUAGAAACAGGCAAUCUGAUAGCUGGGAUAAAGUUAGCCUUAUACGCGAUAAAUUUGAGUAUGACAGAGAGAGAAGAAUGAAGGAGAAAGCAUUUGCUCCCAUACAUGGAGGAUUUGUAGCUGACUCUAAUGAGUCGGAAGGCUGGAACCAACCACUAAAUACCGAUCGAUAUUUUAGCCAAACAGAAAGGUAUCAAGAGGAGGAGAAUAAAUGA